AUGGAAAAAGAGAGAGAUGUAUUCAAAAACUUCAAUCCAAAGAAAUCAAAAUUGCAACAAAGAUCUAAAGAUCAAAAGAAAGAGAAGAAGCAUCCGUAUCUUAUCGGGCAAUUACGUCUUCUCCAACUUCCAACUUUCAACCUCCAACAACUUGAAAAGGUUGGAACUUCUCAACUUCAAAGGUUCUAA
Molecule: messenger RNA, 189 nt
Organism: Penicillium vulpinum
Lineage: Eukaryota; Fungi; Ascomycota; Eurotiomycetes; Eurotiales; Aspergillaceae
Exons: 2
Coding region: 1-189 (62 amino acids)
Source: RefSeq, a predicted model, not a curated record